Aspergillus lentulus is the source of this 1383-nucleotide messenger RNA. RefSeq lists its product as uncharacterized. Gene Ontology annotation, cellular component: mitochondrion. Gene Ontology annotation, molecular function: phosphatidylserine decarboxylase activity. The record is from RefSeq and is a predicted model, not a curated record. Lineage: Eukaryota; Fungi; Ascomycota; Eurotiomycetes; Eurotiales; Aspergillaceae. Gene Ontology annotation, biological process: phosphatidylethanolamine biosynthetic process.
AUGGCAACAUCUGCAGUGCAAGUCCCUCUUCGUGACCCAUGGGCGUCCACGAACUUUGGAGCUAUCAAUGAAUGGCGCACGAACGUAAUCAAGAAGGCCGCAGUCCGUCCGGCGUCCAAGUUGGACAAAGCGGUUCAAAAUUUCCUAGAUUUACUCAACAAGAAAGAACUAGGACUGGGGGAGCUGGCUAAUAAAAUGCUCAAUGAAGUUCCACAAACACCUACCUAUGACUUCGACCCUAGUGGUCAAUUUGGCCGGAUCUCAGACUAUCAACAAAUGGUGCAAUGUAUCAACGGUAUUUUGUACACCGCACCGGCUUGGCAACAAGAUGCGUACAAAGCCGGUCUGAUUGGGGUCCCAUUCAAUGCCCUUUUCAACUGGCCCUUGGCAACAGAAAGCGGAUACAAGUUCUUCAAAAACCCGAAAGUCAAUGCCUGCCUGAGAGACAUUCUCAAGGCACACGGAGAUUAUCUUCGCGAUCCGAACAGGGAUUCCAAGGAAGUUCUCCCGUCCUGGUUUGCCGAGGACCCUCGCAACCUCAUGACCGAAAAGGCCUCCCCAUACUGGCCGGACGGCACCAAGAAAUCGUUUGAGGAGAUAUACGUCUGCGAUCCCCACGAUAAAUACUGGGGCUUUCCCACUUGGGACGACUUUUUUGCUCGCAAAUUCCGUCAAGGCGUCCGACCGGUUGACCACCCGGACAAAAACCAUGAUCCGGAUGAGCCGAGUAAGGCCGUUGUCGUAAAUGCCUGCGAGUCGGUGGUCUACCGGUGCGAGGAAAAUGUGCAGAAAAAGGCUCGCUUUUGGCUUAAAGGCCAGCCGUACUCACUCGCUGAUAUGUUGGACUUUGAUGAGACUGUGGACAAGUUCGUCGGGGGAACAGUCUACCAAGCAUGGCUCGCUGCCGAAUGCUACCAUCGUUGGCAUUCGCCCGUCUCUGGCACAGUUAGAAAAACCAAAAUGGUUCAAGGAACUUAUUUUUCUGCGCUGCGAGAGUAUGGCUUCCCAGAGGUAGUUGGUGACCGUAAUAUACCUGACCCUUCUGGUCCAAAUCUCUCCCAGCGGUAUAUCACGGCUGUGGGAACGCGGGCUCUUGUCUUCAUAGAAGCUGAUAACCCGACCAUCGGGCUCAUGUGCUUUAUUGCUGUUGGCAUGGAUGAGAUCUCCAGUUGCGAUAUCACAGUACAUGAUGGCCAGAAAGUUAUGAAGGGGGAUGAACUAGGCACGUUUCAUCUAGGAGGUUCAACUCACUGCUUGGUUUUCCGGCCAGAGGUACAACUGGACUGGAAGAGAGAUGCACAACCACCGUACAGCGACGUCCAAUUCGAUCAGCAUACCAUCAUUCCGGUGAAUUCGUGGCUGGCUUACGCUCGACCAGCUUAA